Molecule: messenger RNA, 2177 nt
Organism: Photinus pyralis (common eastern firefly)
Lineage: Eukaryota; Metazoa; Arthropoda; Insecta; Coleoptera; Lampyridae
Product: zinc finger protein 37-like
Exons: 2
Coding region: 92-2071 (659 amino acids)
Biological process (GO): regulation of transcription by RNA polymerase II
Cellular component (GO): nucleus
Molecular function (GO): RNA polymerase II cis-regulatory region sequence-specific DNA binding; zinc ion binding; DNA-binding transcription factor activity
Source: RefSeq, a predicted model, not a curated record
CUGUAUUCCCAACCCAAAGCGUAGCGUAGACUAACCAAGAUUGUGCGAUUUUCACAUUUCGUGUGUGAAUUCUUCACAAAGUGUGAAAGGAAUGGAUUUGGUGUGUCGAACUUGCUUAAAUGUUGUUAAAAGCGACUCUUUCUACAUUCAUCUCAACCAAUGGAGUGGCGGAAACGACGUAAGGGACAGGGAAAAACUGGAAGCAUGUGUACCAGAACUGACUCUGGACGUUGUUGUCGACCCGAUUAUUUGUGGUUCAUGCAAGGAGAAGCUCACAAUCUUCUUCAAAUUUAAGGAAGAGUGUUUGGAGACCGAGAAAUUUUUGUUUAAUUGCAUUCAACAAAGGCGUCAGAAUGAGAACUGCACUGACCUCUUGAGCAAUUACGAUUUGUUGACGCUUGUGAAGAAUGACGUCGUGCUCGAGCACAGCUACUCGAGCAUCAAAAAGUUUGAGACCUUCACCGACGGUUUCGAAGAUGAUUCCCCGACAAAUGUGCAGGCGGUUAUCAAAUCGGCUUUAACCUCGUUAGUGCAGAGCAAAGGAGGUGCUCCCGAUUCCGGCGUCGAAGACGAACUCAAUUAUGACAUUGACCACGUUGUACACUACGAGACUGUCGAGUGCUGUUAUUCCGAACCUGAAGAGCUACCCGAAACUAAACCCGUUCUCAAGUCCAUUAUGAAGAAACCUAGGAAAAAGAAGAGCAAGGGGAGACGCGUAACUCGUGGCUCUUCGUCAAAUCGCAAAAGUGUGAAAAUAAAAAUGCAGUUUCCGCCGGUGAAGACUAAAGCCGCGCGUAAAAUGUCACCGAUACCUAAGGUCCCGCCGCAGUCGCCGCGUAGGUCGGUAACGCCGCGUAGGUCGGUAACGCCGCGCAAGUCCUCACCGUCUACGCGUAAGUCCUCAUCGUCCUCGCGUAAAUCCUUACCGCCCACACGGAAAACCUCACCAUCCUCACGCAAAUCUUUAUCACCCCCACGUAAAUCCUCACCCGCUCCAUCAAAAAUUGCACCCCCAUCACCUUCACCCAAAACUUCCACACCGAAAAUUAUGGCGCCACCGAAAAAGCGGAAAAUUUCACCCUCCCCCGAACAUGUUUCAGCCGACACUUCGUCCCAGUUUGACACCGAAGAUAACGUGCAGAAGGCGAUCGAGGAGAACAAGGAGAAUGUGAGUACGGAAACGAAAGUGAAACCCGCGCCGAAAGCGAAGUCCGAACCGAAACCAAAGCUCAGCUACCUGUGUCCGGAUGGCUUUCAGUGCACGAAGUGCGACAAGGCGUUCAGGUACCGUUGCCACUUUAAAAUGCACGAGAGGGCCCACCUCCUGAAAAAGGACUACAUUUGUCCUCAAUGCGGGAAGAUCUUCACGCAGGAGAGAUACCUGAAGUACCACAUCACGACGCACACGGCUCCGAGGACGCCCCGGUUUCGGUGCAACAUGUGCAACAAGUGCCUGGGGUCGCGCACUUCGCUAAGACGCCACAUCAGGCUGCACACCGGCGAGCGACCGUACACUUGCAACGUGUGCAAAAAGGAGUUCUCACAAAAAACCCAGCUCGAGGUGCACGAGCGCACUCACUCCGGCGAGAAGCCUUUCGUCUGCAACAUGUGCAACACGAUGUUCUCGCAAAAGAGCCACCUCCAGAACCACAUGCUCAUUCACACGGGCGAAAGGCCAUACCAGUGCGAAAAAUGCCGAAAGCGCUUCUCAAAGAACAGCGUUUUACGCGUCCACAUGCAGAUCCACGAGGAUAAGCCGUACCAGUGCAGCGGAUGCACCAAGUUCUUUAAGGAACUUUCCAGCUACCGGAAGCACGUGGGGAAGUACCUGCCGAAAUGUGUCGCGGGCCGACGUGCCUUCAAGGUGGAAAGCGUUAAGCUCAAGGCGAACUCGAAGGUCUUGGAGGAUAUCAACAAUGAUCUUAACGAAAUUAACAGGGAUAUCGCCGAGGAUGUGGCUAAAGCUUUGAAGCUGAAGACGCUUCAGUACUUCUGUAAAGUGUGUAGUAAGGGAUUUACGACGAACUUUAGCCGCAAUCGCCAUCUUAAAUUUCAGCACCCCCCAAAGUGAAGUGUUUCGGUGUUUAAGUUACGGAUUGUAGUAGCGUGUAUUGUACAAAAUAUUUAAUUUUAAUGUAAAUAGAGUCUUCUUUGCAAAUAUAAUUAGGGAAACUCUC